Messenger RNA from Cynocephalus volans (Philippine flying lemur), 1065 nucleotides. Its product is annotated as leucine-rich repeat-containing protein 15-like. The transcript has a single exon. Bases 1 to 1065 code for a protein of 354 amino acids. Gene Ontology annotation, molecular function: protein binding. NCBI's taxonomy places the organism in Eukaryota, Metazoa, Chordata, Mammalia, Dermoptera, Cynocephalidae. Gene Ontology annotation, cellular component: extracellular matrix. The record is from RefSeq and is a predicted model, not a curated record.
AUGAGGCAAGGCUGGGGCAGGUGUGGUCACUUUUCCCUCACACUGGCUAUAGCCACAGUAGUGGCAUUGACCUUUCUCGGGAAUCUGGCGGCAGCGUGCCUAGCACCAUGCACCUGCCUAACUUUGGGCAGUGUGGUGGACUGUGGGGGCCUCCACCUGCUCAGCCUCCCCCCCAGGCUCCCUGAUGGAGUCUGGCUCCUGGAGCUGAGCCACAAUAAUCUCAGCCACCUGCCGGUUGGCUCCUUCCAGGGCCUCUGGGGACUGCGGGUGCUACUUCUUUCUCACAAUAUCCUGCAGAAUCUGGCUAGUGGGGCCCUGGGUGGCUUGAGUUUCCUAGAGCGGCUAGACCUCAGCCACAACCAGCUGGCCCGCCUGCCCCCAGACUUCUCAGCCACCCUGGGCUCUCUACUUCGUCUGGACCUCUCUCACAACCUGCUCGCCACCUUGGACCCCUGCAGCCUGUGGGGCCUGGGGAGUCUGGAGCAGCUUGACCUAAGCCACAACAAGCUGGCUGAGUUGGCUGCAGGGCUCGGGGGCCUCUAUCGCCUACGCUGGCUCUCGUUGGCUGGGAACCAGCUGCACCGUGUUGAAGGCACUGCCCUGGCCACCAUGACAGGCUUGGAAGUCCUUUCUCUGGCUGAGAACAACAUCAGUGAGCUGGAGGCUGAGGCAUUUGCAUCCCUGCGGGCACUGGGCUUCCUCUCUCUCGUGGGCAACCAACUGCAGCACCUGGAGUUCAAUGCGGUGGCACGUAUCCAGACAGCUGGCACGCAGCUGUUGCUGGCCAUCAACCCCUGGACAUGUGACUGUGACCUGCAGCGGGCCUUCAGGAAGCUGAGUCACCUGCGGCACUUGCGUGUGGCCGACCUGGGCAACUUGACAUGCGCUGGGCCUGGGCAGCUGUCAGGGGCAGUGCUGAGCAGUGUAGAGGCCCGGCUCUGCCUGGCUGAGACGGCCACAGUGCUGGGCAUCACAGGCACCAUGCUGAUCACCGUGGCUGUGGCUGUGGCUGUGGCUGUGGCUGAGCGCAAGCGCAGGCAGGGACCUGGAGGAGCUGGGGAGUAA